Molecule: messenger RNA, 2961 nt
Organism: Anoplophora glabripennis (Asian longhorned beetle)
Lineage: Eukaryota; Metazoa; Arthropoda; Insecta; Coleoptera; Cerambycidae
Product: glutamate receptor ionotropic, kainate 2-like
Exons: 15
Coding region: 123-2873 (916 amino acids)
Biological process (GO): synaptic transmission, glutamatergic; modulation of chemical synaptic transmission; monoatomic ion transport
Cellular component (GO): postsynaptic membrane; plasma membrane
Molecular function (GO): transmitter-gated monoatomic ion channel activity involved in regulation of postsynaptic membrane potential; glutamate-gated receptor activity
Source: RefSeq, a predicted model, not a curated record
GUGACCAAGUAGGAAACGGCAUUCCUACUGCAAUACCUAUCUGCCUCAGGGCAGUCAUGUCCAUCACAUAUUAUCAUAUUUAUUAUGCAGUUGUGAUCUAAUAAGAUUUGUUCUGUGCGAAAAUGAAGAUUGUGCUUCAAAAUGUGUUGUGGCUGCUGUUCUUCGUCGCCUAUCAAUAUUUCUGCCUGGCCAGUGAAUCCGUGACAAUAGGAAUACUUUUCAAUGAAGGAAGCCAUCAGUCCGAAAUUGCCCUAAAUUCCACAUUACACAAAAAGAACACGUUCGACCAGAAGGCUUUUUUCAAGAGCAACGUUUUACAGAUUUCAAACUUCGAUUCCUUCGAGGCCAGCAAGACUUUAUGUGGAAUGCUAGAAGCUGACUAUGGAAUAGCAGCGGUGAUUGGUCUUGAAUCGCCGACAAGAGCCAUCCUAGAAUCGAUAUGCAAUCACUUUGAAGUGCCGUACAUCAUGACCUCGUGGAGGCCUCCCACUAGAAAGCAAACAGACACCGUCUUCAAUUUUUUCCCGGAAGCAGAGCUCUUCGCCCAAGCACUCGCUGAGAUCGUGAAAAGCUUGCAGUGGGGCAGCUUCGUUAUCAUCUACGAAACGGAAGAAGGACUCAUCAGAAUGCAGGAGAUCUUAAAAUUGCAAGACUACAAACGCAACAGUAAGCAAAAUAAUAUACUGGUGAAGCAGUUGGGACCCGGGAAUGACCACAGAUCUUUGUUAAAAGAAAUAAAAAAUGCUACGGAGAACAAUAUCAUUUUGGAUUGUAAAACAGAACACAUUCUACCAAUUCUACAACAAGCUAAAGAUCAGAAUUUGUUAAGUUUGCAUAAUAAUUAUCUAUUGACGUCUCUGGACGCCCAUACAUUAGAUUAUGGAGAACUGGACACUACAGCCAACAUAACUACCAUAAGGCUCUUUGAUUAUAAUACUGAUGACUUUAAGAAUACCAUACGAAGAUGGGAAUUGUCCCCGUUUGAUUAUUACAGCAAACGCAUUUCUCUCGAACCUAAUCAAAUCAAAACGGAAACAGUGCUUUUCUACGAUGCCCUGCUACAUCUCACCGAUUCCAUAAACGAUUUGAUGUACACUGAAAAAAGUAUAACGCCGAACCCAAUCAAUUGCUUCGAACAAACGAAAUCCAAAAAUGGAUACAUCUUUGCAGCUUACAUGAAAGAGAGGAAGCCUUCAUUAUCAUUGUCCGGACCUCUAAAAUUCGACGACAACGGCAAUCGCAUCCAUUUCAACAUACACGUGGUGGAUAUUCUCGACAAUCAAGUAAUUGCCGACUGGUACGCAAGUAACAGUUCUCUGGUCUUGCGCAGGAGUUCCAAUGAUACCGAGUUCGCGGCUGUCGCGAAUCUCCAAAAGAUUCUAGUGAACGUGUCGUCCAGGAUUGGUGAACCUUAUUUAAAGUAUAGAGAAUCCGAAGAGGGUAAGAUAUUGUACGGAAACGACAGAUAUGAAGGUUACUCGAUGGAUUUGAUCCAAGAAGUUGCGAAUAUAAUCGGCUUCAGGUUUGAAUUUCAUUUGGCUGAAGACAAGGAAUAUGGGAAAUGGGACGAGAAGAAGAAAAAAUGGACUGGGCUUGUUGGAGAUCUUUUGGAAAGGAAAGCACAACUUGCAGUUUGCGAUCUCACCAUUACACAUCAAAGAAGGGAAGUGGUUGAUUUCAGUAUGCCUUUUAUGACGCUAGGAAUAAGUAUUCUGUACAAAAAAGAGGAAAAAAAGGAUAUUAAUAUGUUCGCUUUCUUGGAUCCGUUCUCGGUGUCAGUUUGGAUUUAUACAGCUACAUUGUAUUUAAUUAUUUCCGUCGUGUUAUAUUUCAUAUCCAGGAUGACUCCUGGAGAUUGGGAAAAUCCACACCCGUGCGAUGAAAAUCCAGAGGAACUGGAAAACAUAUGGGACAUUAAGAACUGUCUGUGGUUGACUUUGGGCUCCAUAAUGACGCAAGGUUGCGACAUAUUGCCAAAAGGUAUAUCAUCGAGAAUGGCGGUUUCGAUGUGGUGGUUCUUCUCCCUCAUCAUGACGAGCUCCUACACGGCCAACUUGGCGGCUUUCUUGACCAAAGACAGAAUGGAACCCACCAUCGACGGGGCCGAGGCCCUCUCGAAACAGACCAAAAUUAAAUACGGCGUGGUGGACGGGGGAUCUACCAUGGCUUUCUUCAGGGACUCCAACUUCUCAACUUACCAGAGAAUGUGGACAAACAUGCUUGCCACCAGGCCCAGCGUCUUCGAGAAAAAUAACAAUGACGGGGUGAAAAGGGUGCAAGCGCCAAAGGGACAGUACGCUUUUCUGAUGGAGUCUACUCAAAUCGAAUACGAAAUAGAGACCAAGUGCGACUUGAAGCAGGUGGGAAGCUCCUUGGAUACGAAGAGUUACGGUAUCGCCAUGCCAAUGAAUUCACCUUAUAGAAGUGCUAUCAAUAAGGCCAUUUUGAAACUCCAGGAGAGUGGAAAGCUGAACGAUUUGAAAAACAAAUGGUGGAAGGAGAAGCGGAAAGAUCCUUCAUGUGAAAACUUCGAUGUAGAGGAAAAAUCUGAUAGUGCUGAACUGGCACUGGCUAAUGUUGGCGGCGUGUUUUUCGUACUGGGUGUUGGUAUAGCAAUUGCGGUUAUGCUAGCCAUAUUUGAAUUCUUGUGGAACGUCAGAAGUGUAUCUGUGGAGGAACAUCUGACGUAUUGGGAGGCGUUGAAGGUGGAGUUGAAGUUCGCCUGUAAUGUCUGGAUCACGAAGAAGCGAACGAAACCAGUCAUCUCCGAAUCCUCGUCUUCCAGCAGCCACAAGAGCGAUAAGACGGACGACAAAAGCAUGAUCCACAGUUUCUUGCAGAGUGCCGGGUCAUUUAUGAAUUUAAACAACUAAUUUAGUUGAUAAAAGAAAUGUUUGUGAGACGAAAUUUUAAUACCAAUGUACUUGUAAUAAAUUGAAUUAUACGAGCAAAUCAAACUGA